AGGUGGGUGAGGAGGAGGAGGAGGCAGCAAAGGGGGUCAUGGCAGCUUUCCUGCUCCUCUUGGCACCGCUGCUCCUGCUGGGGACAGCUGCUGGCCAAGCAGACAUGGAGAUAGAAGAGUGCCUUUGGCUCUGGAACGUGACCGAAGGGAAUUUCUCUGUGGUGAUAACACCUGAGACCUACCAGGCCAACACAACCUACCUGGUGACGAUAAGGGACGACAGGAACCACAGCAGCAGCUCGGGGCCGUUCCUGCUGCAGGCCCUGUCCCCCCAGAACACCUCGGUGGGGGAGUGGACGGACACAGACACCGGCAACUGCAGCUCUGUGCUCACAGCCGUGUUAAACACCACCGAGAGCAGAGCCCACUGGACAUCCCCCAACAGCAACCUCUCCUCUGUGCACAUCAGGGUCUAUCUCAUCCUCCCUGAUAACAUCACCGAGCUCAAGACUGGGAUGCUGAGCAGAGGGGCAGAAACCACCCCGGUGCCCCUCAGCAGCACCUCAGCCCCCAGCAGCUCCUCAUCCCCCAACACCAGCUCAGCCCCCAACAUCACCUCAACACCCAACACCACCUCCAGCCCCAGCAGCACUCCCAGCUCGGUGAGCAGGGCUCAGGGCAGCUCCUGGCUCCUGGCUGCCCUGCUGCUGCUGCUCACGGCCAGCCUGCUCUCCUAGAGGGCACCCAGCCCCUUCUCCUGCUGAGGAACCUGGGGCUCAGCUGAUUUACUCAGGGAAUGGGGUGCCUUGGGCUGAUAAAUGCACUCCCACAGUAAAUUAUCAUGGUUUGUGUGGCCACCGAGCUGAUCCUCCCCUGCUGCCCUCGCCCACAGCCUCAGCAAAAGGAAAUAUUCCUCAUCAGAAGGAAAUACUCCUGAGCAGAAGGAAAUAUUCCCUAUUAGAAGGAAAUAUUCCCCAGCAAAAGGAAAUAUUCUCUAUCAGAAGGAAAUAUUCCUCAGCAAAAGGAAUUAUUCCCCAGCAGAAGGAAAUAUUCCUCAGGAAAAGGAAA
This is a messenger RNA of Taeniopygia guttata (zebra finch), 1008 nucleotides long. RefSeq lists its product as uncharacterized. Gene Ontology annotation, biological process: positive regulation of cell migration; negative regulation of cell-matrix adhesion; wound healing, spreading of epidermal cells. Gene Ontology annotation, cellular component: external side of plasma membrane; apical plasma membrane. The record is from RefSeq and is a predicted model, not a curated record. Lineage: Eukaryota; Metazoa; Chordata; Aves; Passeriformes; Estrildidae.